This is a messenger RNA of Psammomys obesus (fat sand rat), 3162 nucleotides long. It is a transcript of the gene Nub1, whose product is annotated as negative regulator of ubiquitin like proteins 1. The transcript is spliced from 15 exons. Gene Ontology annotation, biological process: regulation of ubiquitin-dependent protein catabolic process. The coding region runs from base 62 to 1924 and encodes 620 amino acids. Gene Ontology annotation, molecular function: protein binding. The record is from RefSeq and is a predicted model, not a curated record. NCBI's taxonomy places the organism in Eukaryota, Metazoa, Chordata, Mammalia, Rodentia, Muridae.
CGGCGGCCUCUGCGGCAUCCGGGCACUCGGCGGGUCGCGGCUGGCUCGGCGGUGGCGCAGGAUGGCACAGAAGAAAUAUCUUCAAGCAAAACUGACCCAGUUUCUAAGGGAAGACAGAAUUCAGCUUUGGAAACCUCCAUAUACUGAUGAAAAUAAAGAAGUUGGUUUGGCCUUGAAGGACCUUGCUAAGAAGUACUCUGACCGGCUAGAGUGCUGUGAAAAUGAAGUGGAAGACAUAAUAGAAGAAAUCCGAUGCAAAGCGAUUGAGCGCGGCACAGGAAAUGAGCACUACCGUACAACUGGUAUUGCCACAAUUGAGGUGUUUCUGCCUCCAAGACUCCGGAAGGAUAAGAAAAGCCUGUUGGAGACCCACUUGCAUGUCACUGGUAGAGACCUGAGGUCUAAAAUAGCUGAAACUUUUGGAUUCCAAGAAAAUUACAUCAAGAUCGUAAUAAAUAAGAAACAGCUUCAGCUGGGGAAAAGCCUUGAAGAACAAGGAGUCACUCACAAUGUAAAGGCUAUGGUGUUAGAGCUGAAACAGUCUGAAGAGGAUGUGAGGAAGAACUUACAGAUAGAGGAAGAGGAACAGAAUGAGGCUGAGCUGAAGGAAAAGCGCAUUCAGAGGACCAAAAGGGGACUGGAGAUCCUGGCGGAGAGAGCGGAGAUGGUAGAUCCGGAAACGAUGCCUUACUUAGACAUUGCAAACCAGACAGGCAGGUCGAUCAAAAUUCCCCCUGCCGAAAGAAAAGCCCUUAUGUUAGCUAUGGGAUAUCAUGAGAAGGGCAGAGCUUUCUUGAAAAGAAAAGAGUAUGGAAUAGCCUUGCCAUGCCUCCUGGAUGCUGACAGAUACUUCUGUGAGUGCAAAGAGCUGCUGGACACUGUGGACAACUAUGCGGUUCUCCAGCUGGACAUCGUGUGGUGCUACUUCCGCCUAGAGCAACUGGAAUGCCUUGAUGAUGCAGAGAAAAAGCUGAACUUGGCGCAGAAGUGCUUUAAAAACUGUUACGGAGAGAAUCACCAGAGACUGGUCCACAUAAAAGGAAAUUGUGGGAAAGAGAAGGUGUUGUUUUUAAGACUCUACUUGCUUCAGGGGAUUCGACACUAUCACAGUGGAAAUGGAGAGGAGGCUCGGGAGUACCUCAACAAGGCACGUCAGCUCUUCAAAGAGCUGUACAUUGAUCCGUCAAAAGUUCACAACUUGUUGCAGUUGGGGUUCACUGCCCAGGAAGCCCGGCUUGGCCUGAGGGCCUGUGAUGGGAACGUGGACCAUGCAGCCACUCACAUUUCCAACCGUAGAGAGGAACUGGCCCAAAUAAGGAAGGAGGAGAAAGAGAAGAGGAGACGCCGCCUGGAAAAUAUCAACUCUCUGAGAGGAAUGGGGUACUCCACACGUGCCGCCAAACAGGCCCUUCACCAGGCCAGAGGCAACCUGGAUGAUGCCCUGAAGAUUCUCCUCAGUAACCCCCUUUUGUGGUGGUUACAAGACUCAGAUCCUGAAAACAGCAGCCGUCAAGCAAGUCCUUCCCAGGAAAGCAUCGACCAACUGGUGUACAUGGGUUUCGACACAGCAGUGGCUGAAGCUGCGCUAAGGGUGUUUGGAGGCAAUGUCCAGCUGGCCGCUCAGACCCUUGCACAUCAUGGAGGAAGCCUCCCUCCCGACCUGCAGUUCUCCGGAGAGGACUCUUCCUCCUCCUCCUCCUCCUCCUCCUCCUCCACACCGUCCACAUCCCCAUCUGACUCUGCAGGAACCUCUAGUGCCUCUACAGAUGAAGACAUGGAGACAGAGGCUGUCAAUGAAAUCCUGGAGGAUAUUCCGGAGCAUGAGGAGGACUACCUGGACUCCACUCUGGAAGAUGAAGAAGUCAUUAUUGCUGAGUACCUGUCCUACGUAGAAAGUAUAAAGUCUGCCGCAAAGAACAACUGAACAGAAAUAAGUGCUACAUUUCUGCCUAUAAAUUCUGUCGUUGUGAAUGGCUGAAUACAGCUCUUCUUUGCGUUCCUCUUGCUUUUCAACAGUUUUGCUCCAAGUAGGCUUCCUCCUCAGGUUCAGGGACCCAGCAUAGUGAAGAGACUGUUGGUCGGAGGACAGUCCAGGAGAGGGAAUUCCCGUCCUAGCUCUGCUGUUCCCUUCCUCCUCCAGGUCUGCAUCCCUGACUCUGCCACUUCGUUGGUUCCAUCCAGAACUGAAAAGCAGGCUCCCUAGAGGCAGGGUGUGCUCCCUGGGAAGGUCUGUAGAGGGACUGGGCGUCUGUCUCCUGUCUUCUCAGCUAGCCCUCCUGUGCACUUUUCUCCUCCUAUCCUGCUGCCGAAACUGCCCUCCUCCACCAGCACCUCUGCUGUGCAAGCUGACCUCAGCCCUCGCUUGCCUGCCUGCCUGCCUCACCCCUUAACUCUCCAUUCCAAGUGCUGUGGGGCCUAACAGUUACAGGCUGCAGUUGCCACACUAAAUGGCAGCAGACACUUAGAUCUUAAAAUGUCAGGGUUUUGUGCUUAGAUCAGUAAAUCUGUACUUAAAAUUCAAGAUUGCAAAUCAGAGUUUAUCUGGAUUCUAAAUUCCUCAUACAAAGUAAAAAUCUUUUAUUAAAUGGAUAAGUUUUAAAAGCUAACCAAAGCAAGUUAUUUUUAAUUAACAUCUCUACACUGCUGUCAGAGAAAGCUCACUGACAGCUGAGAGACUGCUGAGGUUGAAAUGUGCUUUCUCUCCUUGGGUUUUGUGUAGCCAGGUCGCAGAAGACUGUUCCUGAAGGGGCCUGACAGCCUUUGGUUGGUUCAUCCUGAGUGUGGACCAGACGGACAGCCUUCUGGCACCCUGGGCAUGGUAGCAGUCAGAUGGGGCAUGGGCCAAGUGCCACUGUUCCUGAGAGCCUUUCAUUUCACCUGAAGCAUUGGCAGCAGACUAGACUGGACAAGUAUAAUUGUCUCUUGCUUUCUUUCUAAUCACACACAUUUAUUUGUGCGUGGUAGGGGGCAAACAUGCCAUUGCACAAGUCUGGGCAUUCAGAAGACGACAUGUGGAAAUUGGUUCUCUCUUUCCACCAGGGACUGAACUCAGGUUGUGAGGCUUGGUGGCAAGUCUCCCUCUUGAGUCAUCUUGCUGGCUCCCUUGCUAUUCUUUGAAAGUGGUGAUGCUGAUCAAAAUAAAUUGAAUGCAAUUGAAUGUCU